This is a messenger RNA of Vigna unguiculata (cowpea), 1056 nucleotides long. RefSeq names its product caffeoyl-CoA O-methyltransferase 5-like. The record is from RefSeq and is a predicted model, not a curated record. Lineage: Eukaryota; Viridiplantae; Streptophyta; Magnoliopsida; Fabales; Fabaceae. Gene Ontology annotation, molecular function: O-methyltransferase activity; S-adenosylmethionine-dependent methyltransferase activity.
AGGUAUAGUAGUAUACUACCACUUGUCCAAAGAGAAGAAACUUUCCUACUAAUAAGAACAACGGUGAAGGAAGCUUGAGCUUGAGCUAGCAAGAGAUUCAGCACAGACAUGGCUAAUGACGAUGAACCCAAAAGUCAUCUCUUCGGCAUCAAAAAUCUCUCUCAUAAGACACUCCUUCAGAGCGAUGCACUCUAUCAGUACAUACUUGAAACCAGUGUUUAUCCAAGAGAGCACGAGUGCUUGAAGGAGCUCCGCGAGAUGACAGAAAAACACCCUCGGAACAUCAUGGCUACACCACCAGACGAAGGCCAACUUCUGAGCAUGCUUAUUAAGCUCAUUAAUGCCAAGAACACCUUGGAAAUUGGUGUAUACACUGGUUAUUCUCUUCUCUCCAGUGCCCUCGCUCUUCCCUCUGAUGGAAAGAUCUUGGCUUUGGACGUGAACCGCGAAUACUAUGAAUUGGGUUUGCCCAUCAUUGAAAAAGCUGGUGUGGCUCACAAGAUCGACUUCAGAGAGGGACCUGCUCUUCCUUUUCUUGACGAGCUGCUUAAAGAUGAGAAUAAGAAGGGAACGUUCGAUUUCGUUUUCGUUGAUGCUGAUAAGAACAAUUACUUGAACUAUCACAAGAGAGUAAUUGAUCUGGUGAAAGUGGGAGGUCUGAUCGGAUACGACAACACCCUAUGGGCUGGAUCUGUGGCCGCGCCUCCUGAUGCACCGUUGAUGGAUUACGUUAAGCCUCUUCGCAUCUAUGUGUUGGAGCUGAACAAGUACCUGGCACAAGAUUCAAGGAUCGAGAUUUGCCAGCUCUCCGUGGGUGAUGGGAUUACCCUGUGCCGCCGCAUCAUCUGAUCAUUUAUUUUUUCUCUGCCCAUUCAUUACUUAAAUAAGUAGCGUGAAGAUUACAGAAUCCGGAUUAGGUUGUUUGGGUGUGUCUAUGCUUGUUUCUUGUCAUCUGCGGAAACGACACAAAUAGAUCGAGCAACAUGGAACAUGAACAUGUAAGUUUGGAACAGUUGUGCAAUAAAGAUUUUAAUAAUGGGCUACAUUUUUAAGUUA